AUGAACAAUCACAACAUAUUCCAGAUCGCUGCUCCUCCAGCUGCACCCCCAACCACCCCUCCAAACCCUGUCAAAAGGGGCCGAGGGCGACCAAAAGGUCGCAAAAAUAACAUCAAAUAUGAUGAGAAUGGGGUCUUGGUGCCAAAGAAGUUGAGAAGGGCUCCAGAUGAGCCCUACAUCAAGCCUGAGGAUGCCGGGAAGAGGAAACGCCCAGCAUCACUGUCCUCUGAUGCUGGCCCUCCAGCGAAAAAGGAGAAGAUUUCUGUGCCUAAGGCGCAGUCCUACGCAGCAGGGCCUUCGGGCCAAAAUGCAUUUACUUAUUGGGCGGCGCCGCCUGUGAACAACCCCGUCCCCCCCAGCUUAUACAACGCUGGCACGAAUACAAGUGCUGUGGGCUUGGACCCCUCCUGGGGCCCUUACGAUACACCCCUCGUGGACGACGCGUGGGCUGCAGCACCACUGGCAAACGCACAGCAGGCGGAGGUUGUUCCAAACGAACAGCCAUGGACUUUCCCGGUCGAAGACGCUGGGGUUUUAGAUUGGCUAAACCAGUUUGUCAAUUUUGACUGGAUCAACGAGUAA
Plenodomus lingam JN3 is the source of this 582-nucleotide messenger RNA. RefSeq lists its product as uncharacterized. NCBI's taxonomy places the organism in Eukaryota, Fungi, Ascomycota, Dothideomycetes, Pleosporales, Leptosphaeriaceae. The record is from RefSeq and is a predicted model, not a curated record.